CGCACGCCACUGUUUUACGAGCUCACGAAGCAGAGGUGCCCACGGACAGACCGCGUGCGGCCGUAGUCACCGCGCAGUGUCGUCGCCGCCACCGUCAUGACAGCAGUAUCGUCCACGUACUUUUGGUCAAUGCUCGUUUUCACGAUGGUCCACAACACCAAAGAAAUACUAUUCAGUGAUACGCCUAAAUUCAGCGACCGCAUGGACAACUUAACAGUAACAGUCGGCCGAGAUGCGAUCCUCGAGUGCGUCGUAGAAUCACUGUCGACAUACAAGGUCGCCUGGCUGAGAGUGGACACACAGACGAUACUGUCCAUACAGACGCUCGUGGUGACGAAAAACGACCGGAUGGAAGUGACCCACACGGACCACAGGGUGUGGAGGCUGCACAUCAGAAACGUACGGCAGAGCGACCGUGGGUUUUACAUGUGCCAGAUAAACACGGACCCCAUGAAGAAUCAAAUCGCGUAUCUCGACGUAGUCGUGCCUCCAGAUAUUUUAGACUACCCAACCAGUUCAGACAUGGUAGUGCAUGAAGGUAGUAACGUGACAUUACAAUGUGCCGCUACAGGAUACCCAAGUCCAACGAUAACAUGGCGAAGAGAAGACAACCAUAACAUCGUGAUUUCUAACACGUUAACUGUUGCAGUAGUGGAUAGCUCCACGCUUACCUUUCACCGUGUGACAAGACAACACAUGGGUUCAUAUCUUUGCAUUGCUUCCAAUGGCGUGCCACCGACAGUCAGCAAGCGCAUUACUCUGAUCGUCCACUUCGCUCCCAUGGUUUGGAUUCAAAAUCAACUGGUCGGUGCUUUUGUUGGAGAUCGAUUGUCAAUAGAAUGUCACGUCGAAGCAUUCCCGAAGUCCAUAAAUUAUUGGUCGUCAGAAAACGGAAACUUACUGACUCAAGGAGAUAAUUACGAUACAACGUUAAAAGAAGUCAAUUAUAAAACAGAAAUGAGAUUAACCAUUAACCAAGUAAAAGAAGAACAUUUCGGCACGUACCAUUGUGUUUCAAAAAACUCUUUAGGCGCAACGGACGGGACUAUCAAAGUUUAUAAAUUACCAGGAAAAAACUGGAACAAUAAUUAUCAGACGUCCGUGACGGCUUCAAAUAACGGCCUGCAGCAUAUUACAGGGUCUACGUCUAAUAGAGAAGGCAAAAAUAACUGUAUGCCGAUCAAUCCUAAGCCUGCGGUAAUUUUUUAUUGCAUUGUCUUAUGCGGAAUACUGUUAUCAAAAUCAUCAUGAGCGUUUAUCAGAAUGAUACGUUAUUUUUCAUGAAAAACAGGGUACCAUAAGUAUGUAAAGUUUGUAUAUUGUUUAUGGUAUAAUGUAAUUAGCUGUCAAUAUCGUGUUAACUAUACGCAUCAUUUUAUAUAAGAUAUAUAUAACAAUAGUGGUAUGAUGGUAUUGUAAAGAUAAUAAGGAAUUGUCUACAGAGAAUAUCUUAAAUUUUAUUUGACAAUAUUAGCGGAUUACAAUAUAAUAUUAUAAGACAUGUUUUAACAAUAAAACAAAAUUCGUCGUGUACCUAUGUAAAUAAACCGUCAAAUAAGUAGGUAUUGAAAUUAUACGAACAAUCGCAAUAAGACUAACGUGAUUUGUGAUGAAUUGUUUUGUUUAAAUACUGUUUUUCAAACAAAAUGUAUUUGUACUUCCAACCUCGGUAGGUAUAAGAUGUUCAAAAUUAUUUUUGGAUAGGUGCCUGCGCUGUAGCCUUUAAUUCUGUAUUUCACAAAUCACAAGUUUUAUAUAUUAUAUUAUUAUGUAUUUAUAUAGGUACCUAUAAUAAGUACCUAUCAACCUAGAUUGUUGUAAAAAAUACAUAUUUUUUUUGUUUAUUUAAUCGUUACUAAAUAGACAUGACUAAAUACAAUAUCAUUGUCAUAGUAUGAUGUCAUUAGGUAAAAUAUUCAACGUGCUGAAACGUUUCAACGAGCUCCUGAUAAAACUAUACGUUUUUAUUUAAUAAAUAAUAUUAUUAAUAUUGUUAUGUUUUUUAUGUGUACAAAAUAAGUCUUGAAUCUUUUUCUUUCUCUAAUUUUAUUGUUACCUAUAUGGCUAUAUUAAAUCAUCAAUAUUAUUAAUUUAGACGGUUAUUACUUAAGUUAUUAUAGUAGGUUUAGUAUCAUGGGCACCUAUGUAACCUACUAACCUAUUGGUUACUUAAACACUACGCGAUAAAUGAUAAUAUUUUAUUCGAGCAAGAGUCAAUGAUCAAAACAAACAUAAGUUAUUAAUUCAGAAUUUGUCAUAAAAUUAAUAACAUUCUAUACCACCAUCGUGGCGUGUCUAUAUCUUCUAUAUAUAUAAAAAUAAGUGUACAUUUUGAAUAAAUUGUAUAACUCAAGAUCCACCAAACCGAUUUUGAUAAAAAUUUCAGGACAUAUUAAGAUUGAUAUGUAGAUGGUUUCUGUGAAGUUUGUACGCUGUGGGAUAAGUGGUUCCGAUAUUAUAUUAUUAUUAUAUUAUAUUAUUAUAGUAUGACAAAUUAAGUCUGUUGUUGAAAACACAACAUUUCAAUAUUCUAAUCAAACCUAUCGUGUAUGGGCAGAUGUCUAAAUUCGAGACUGAAUAAUCAUUGGAUACCUGCCUAUUAAAACGUUGUUUUGUCAUAUAAAUUAUUUCUAAUGAAUAUUUGGUAGUCAAAUAGAAAAAUAAAAAAUAACUAAAUUAUUGUAACUGUGUGUUGAUGUGUCAUACUGGUAUAUGACUGAAAGAGGAAUGGAGCACUGCAGCACUGUGAACAAUAACAAAACAUGAAAUAUUCAUUUUUUUGAAUUCAUUGUACUUUUAUUAUCUUUACUAAUAAAUUUCAAAUUACAUCUCUAUCACACAUUAUAAAAAUUGAAAAAAACCACUAUCUAGUCUCUUAGUGCAAUGAGCGUAUAAUAUUUUUAGUGAGUCCAUCUUUAGCCAACACAAACAAACUGGAUGGUUUACCCCCGCGAGAACAUGCCACUUAUAUUAUAAUUGUCCGUUUUAAAAACACGGUGUACCCAAAUCUAAACCACAAACAGACAUCGUUUGGCCUUGAGACCUAUCGAUUGUCAUUGCGAAUGCCAAUCUAAUUGGAAAUCGAACCUGUUUGAAUUCAAUUGGCACAUCUGUGGUAUAAUAGGGAUUCGUGGUAGUAAUACAUCUUCUCCUCGGAACUUGCCAUUCAAAAUAAUGCUGGUAACGAUAACGGUUUUCAUCAAUUUUUUAAUGACUAAUCGCGUGCCAUUACACAGCCUUGGUGGGUUCAAAUUACGAAGUAAUAAUAGGAGUUCCAACGUUCCGUUGUAAAUGGUGUGGUGGCAUGCCUGGCAAAUCCAAUGAAUUCAAAAACUCUGCUGGAUAAUAAUUUACAGUUUCAUUGGUAUCGCAAACUGUAUCGAUAGAUUUGUAUGACACCGCAAGUACCCUGGCAACAACUGUUGUAUCUUGAAAUUCAAGUCGUUGACAUCCACAUUUUUUACUGCCAAAAUUGCUCUUUCUGCCAGCCACUCAUGGUUCAAGUAUUAUGUGCGUAUAUAGGGAAAUAUCUAGCCAAUGAGAUCAUUUUGCGAAUUAAUGACUGUGCAGAAAUCGUUUGGCAAUUUUAUGCAUCCGGUAUUUUCAUGUAAAAGCUACUUUUCUAUCACUGACAUCCAACAGUUGUUUUGAGAAUGUUUCAGCGGUUGGAUCUUGAAGCAUUUGAACGCGCAUAUAUUUGCUUUCAGAAAUAAAUAGAUAGUAAAUAAAUAAUAAUAAUAAAUAAAAUAAAUAUUAUUCUCAAAUCUUAUAACCAAUAGGGCAAUAGCAACAAUCAAUUAACAAAAAUUUCUAUCGUAAAUCUCAAAAUUUAUAAAUUUUUUAUAUAUAUAAUAUAUAGAUUAUAUUAUACGAGUACAUCCAAAAAAAUCGUAGGUAUUUAGUUCAUUAUAAUGUAAUUCAAAAACUAUAGUAUUAGGGUACUUACCCAUAAUAUUAAGCCAACAUUAAACAUAUCGAUUAUCGAUAGCUUGUUUCUAAAUGUCGGGGGGGAUGCGUACGAAGUUAGAUAUUUUAUUGCGUAUCAGUGAACCAUUAUUUGCUUAUAAUUUUUAUAUAAUUGUUGGAUCUGGUCUAAAUAGUAAUUUCCUUUCUUCCGAACUUGGUUUUUCUUCAUAUUAUGAUAUAAUAUAUAGAUAUGAUCGCGACUAUAUAAACUCCGAUGUUUGCCUAUGUGGUGCACCCACCGAGUUUAAUUUAUAGGUAAAGUGGUUAUAACGUAAUACCUACCGUAGGUACCUAUAUACAUACUCCUAUUUGAUUAAAAUUCGUAUUUUAUAUAAUAUUAUUCUAUUACAUGGGUAUGUACUUUAUGUUAAAAUAUUCUCAUAACAUUCAAUACAUAAUAAUAAUAAAUUUCUUCAAACCUAUGUAAUAUUUUUCGUAAAAUAUAUCACUUUAUAUUAUUUAGGUAGAAGUACCUAUUUCUCAAACUCAAACGUCAAAUGAUAUUAUAAUAAUAUGAUGAAAUAAUAUAAUAUAAUUUCUGUGUUCGAAAUAAAAACGGGAACGCAGAUGAGGACUGUGGUCAGGUACCUACCUAUAUCUGUACGUUUAUCACGAGGGCGGACUGUGCAAAUGUUCAAUGGAAUAUUGUUAUAAUGUUAUACCCAUUGAAAGUCUGCGCUCUUCAAGUCACAAGUAGGUACCUACGUAACCGCUACCAGUACAAUAUGGCUAGUGGCUACAUAAAUACAAUUUACCUCACUUAUGACUUAUAGUAAACUUUGAAUAAAAAAUAAGAAACAAAGAAAAAUUGUGCGGUAGACGGCAGGUAGGUAGGUAAUUAUGAUGUUAUUCUACCUACCUACCAUGAACACAAAUGUUAUCAUUGCAUAUAUGCAUGAAAUUAAUGUAAGUACAGUCUUAAAUCCAUAGACAAUUGGAUAAAUCCUUUGAUAUGCAAAAAUUAUCAUAUUAUUCAUUUAUUGCACUCAACAGCAAUUAUAUUAUUUUGUAAAUAGAUUAAACAUUUACAGGGGUGGGAUGCUAUUCAUUAGCAAAAAAUAGGUCCACAGUUGUAAAAUAAAUAAUAAUAAUAAUAAUAAUAAUAACUUUUUAGUUAGCAUUAUGUAAUAUUAUUAAAUAUCAUAGUUUUAAAUUAUUGUAUAAUAUUAAUAUAUAAUUCAACUUUUAUUAAACAAUAUCAUGUGAAAAGCGCUAGGUUGACCCAAUACAAACAAUUAAAUAAAUAUAUUAUAUUACAAAAUCGUCUGGACUUUACUAUAGUAUUAAAUCUGAUUAUACGUCAUAGACAUUAUUGUCUAAGAAAUGCUCGUGCUCUUUUGAAAUAUUAUUUAUUUACUUAAUUUUUUUUUUAAACAUUAUUUUUUAUAACAAUUAUUAUUACUUACGUUACUAAUGAACCAUAAACCUACAAUCAAUACAAUAAAUGUAAUUUUAAUAAAUCAAUUUCCAACUACUAACUAAUUUGUUGUAUUAAUUGUUAAAUACUCAAAUAUAUCUUUAACCAAUAAAUUCAAAAAAGUUAAACAAAGUUGUAGAUCAGUAAAUAAAUGUAAAUUUUUAUAUUUUUUUCCCCAUCUGUAAAAUAGUUUUGUAAUAUUGUAUACUUAACUACAUUUAUUAUUAGUAUCAUAUUAUAGCAUGAAUUGUUAAUUGUUAUUAAUAAUUAUUUAUUAUCAUCAAAUAAGCUUUGUUGUAAUAAUGAUACAAUGUUAUUUGUAAUAUAUUUUGCAAAUAAUGUAAAUAGUUCUAAUUGCAUAAAAUUUAUAGAAAUUUAAAUAAAUACCUACCUAUGUAAUUGUACAUAAUACUAGCUU
Molecule: messenger RNA, 5801 nt
Organism: Metopolophium dirhodum (rose-grain aphid)
Lineage: Eukaryota; Metazoa; Arthropoda; Insecta; Hemiptera; Aphididae
Product: lachesin-like
Exons: 9
Coding region: 97-1251 (384 amino acids)
Cellular component (GO): neuron projection
Source: RefSeq, a predicted model, not a curated record